AUGAUAGCCAAUGUUAGCACGAUCCUCACACUGCUACCUCUGUUAGCUAUGGCAAUACCUUCAACACCAGAAAUAGCCAUCAAGAAACGAUCAGUCACCUGUCUAAACGUCGGCGCAACUGCCACAGCCACCUGGACCAAUAGUGCCGGACAAAGCUGUUCCUUUGUCGGCGUGGUAGGAAGUAAUUAUGGCACCAACAGCGCCGGAUCAGGAGAUUAUUCCUGCAAUGGCCGAUGUGGCACUGGAUGCAGUGGUACUGCAGCUGGCAAUGUGUAUACCCAAGACUGCUUCUCCCAUGAUAUCUGCUCCUAUUUUAACAAUGCAAGCGGAGGAGCAAGUGAUCCAAACUGCGGAGCUGCUUAUGACGAUGCGGUGGACGAUUAUCUCCUUGGUGUUGUAGAUGGAUGUUCGCAGACGAAUCCAUCCUCGGCAGUUUCGAAGCCAACCUCAACUCCUGUCUGUACAUAG
This is a messenger RNA of Penicillium cataractarum, 468 nucleotides long. RefSeq lists its product as uncharacterized. The record is from RefSeq and is a predicted model, not a curated record. NCBI's taxonomy places the organism in Eukaryota, Fungi, Ascomycota, Eurotiomycetes, Eurotiales, Aspergillaceae. The coding region runs from base 1 to 468 and encodes 155 amino acids. The transcript is spliced from 3 exons.